Penaeus vannamei (Pacific white shrimp) is the source of this 2197-nucleotide messenger RNA. Lineage: Eukaryota; Metazoa; Arthropoda; Malacostraca; Decapoda; Penaeidae. The record is from RefSeq and is a predicted model, not a curated record.
AUGACCCCACUCCAUGAACCCCCGGAUAAACGGACAGAGAUAAAGGUGACACAUGGCUGCGCUCUGCUCACCGUUGCUUUGUUGGGGGAACAAACAGUUUUCAAAGGGGUGUUGAGGCUUCCCCCUUCACCAGCUAGCCCCACAAAUUUGAAUUGGCACAAGUCCCGGACCUCAAGCUCUCCUUUGACCACGAUUCUGAACACUGCUACUAUUUCCCCCUCCUCACCGCCCGAUCUUUUUCCGCCUGUCACAGUUACAUCCAAAUCCCAAGUUAAAGCAUUUUCAUCUUUGACUGACUUCACUGGCAACCCCCAUUCCUGCUCAGUCUCACCUCUCCCUCAACGCUUGUACUGGAUCUGUUUCCGUCUCCCCGACAAAAUGCCCAGUGACAUGGAUUGGCAAGAUUGUGCAGAAGACUUACUCGCGUCGUGGAUCAUGAUGCAGGCGCGGCGGCGGCCGGCGCAGCGACCCCCUGCGCCCACCCGAGCGACACCACAGCUCUUGGUAACCGGUUCGGCGAAGGCCACUGCCGCCCUGCCACCCGGCGGGCCAAAUCGCAAGCUGACGGUCCGAUCACAACCUGAGCAUCGAGUGUCUUUUGAUUUCACAAGGUCCUUCCACGUGGGAACGAGCUGCCACGACAUCCAGUCCACGCAGGGAGCCACCAAGUCAGGGAUCUACCUCAUCCACCCGCCCAACCUGGUGCAGGGGCCGUGGAAGGUCUUCUGCGACCUGGAGAGCGAGGGAGGAGGCUGGACAGUCUUCCAGGUUCGGGACGAUGUUGAGCCGCACGAGAAUUUCAUGCGCGGUUGGGAGGACUACAAGGUCGGCUUCGGAGACUUCGACAGGGAGUUCUGGCUUGGGAACAUCCUCCUCUGGUCACUCACAAACGUCGACAACGAAACCAACUACGAGCUCCACAUCGAGCUGGAGGACUGGUCGGGCAACAAGAGGUUCGCGAGGUAUCGGGGCUUCCGCGUGGGCUCCGAGCGCGAUGCCUACCGCCUGUACCACGCCAACGUCUACUUCGGCAACGCAGGUGACUCCCUCUACUCGCACAACGGACUCCCUUUCUCCACCUUCGAUGUUGAUAAUGAUAACCGCGAUGGGGAUUUUGUGGAACGAAGCUGUUCACGGUUAUAUAAGGGCGCUUGGUGGUACGGGAACUGUCACGAUGCAAACCUGAACGGCUGGUACCUGGGAGGCCCUCACCGAUCCUUCGCCGACGGUGUCAAUUGGUACACCUGGACGGGGUACAACUACUCUCUCAAACGCACAGUUAUGAAGUUUAGACCGCAGAGUUCGGGUCCCAUUCCCGUGGGCUUCGACACCUUCAUCAUUGCAAACCGGCGCCGCAGAAUGGACGAUCCGUUUAGUGAAGAAAAGGCAACGCCUGCGGGAGAAACCGGGCGCCUAGAUGUCCCAGAGAUGAUGUCUUCUCGCAACACCCUCACCAGACUGGACGCAGGAGAGCUGUGACGCGAAUGAACCAGAAGAAAAAAAAUGUAGGCCUAUGGAACACCGUGAAUACGACCUGAGAACGUUAUUCAGUGUGGGUUUGAUGUAUGAUAUCGAGAGAGAAAUAGGAUUUUAGGUAAAUGAUUUCCAAGUCGUGAAAAUAUUAUUUAUUACAUAUAUUUAUUACUACAUGUCACACAAUUGGAAAUGCAUUUAACCCAAACAUUGCCAUAGAUUCUAAAAAUAUAUGUAAUGUACCAAUCAUUCUGUUUAGUAUUUAUUAAGCAAUUUGAAAUGUAGUUCUCGACUCUAAAUACCAAGGACUUUUCUUCUUUGGUUAAUUAAUGUCUAUUUUUAUAUGUACCUUAUUUAUUAAACAUUUAAUCAAACAAUUCUUCCAUUUUAAUCCUUACAUAAAAGUUAUCAAAUGAAUAUUAAAUGAAAAUCAGUAACAAGAACAGCUAAUGUAUUGUUAUCUGGUACAUUAGUUCCUCACAUGGUUAUACAAUUACCAGAAUAAUUUCGAAAACAUGAACAAUUAUAAUCAUAAUAAGAAAUUAUAUGAUACAUUAAUAUAUAGAAUACGAGAGGUAGUAAAUUGUUGAGAGAUUGUCUUCCUUUGUGAGUAAAUACAUAACUUUUGCCUUCAGUAUACAUCAUUGAUAGGAAAAACAGUGAUGGCUAUGAUGAUGAUGAUAAUGGUGAUGAUAAUGAUAACAAUAAUAAUCAUGAUCAUAAU